Penaeus monodon (black tiger shrimp) is the source of this 1613-nucleotide messenger RNA. RefSeq names its product methyl farnesoate epoxidase-like. NCBI's taxonomy places the organism in Eukaryota, Metazoa, Arthropoda, Malacostraca, Decapoda, Penaeidae. Gene Ontology annotation, biological process: xenobiotic metabolic process. Gene Ontology annotation, molecular function: oxidoreductase activity, acting on paired donors, with incorporation or reduction of molecular oxygen, reduced flavin or flavoprotein as one donor, and incorporation of one atom of oxygen; iron ion binding; heme binding. Bases 68 to 1537 code for a protein of 489 amino acids. Gene Ontology annotation, cellular component: intracellular membrane-bounded organelle; cytoplasm. The transcript is spliced from 11 exons. The record is from RefSeq and is a predicted model, not a curated record.
AGUAUACCACGUAACUCACGCAGAGCAGGAUCCCCGCUUCUACGCAGCUAGGCCACCAUUCCUCACCAUGCUAACCCUGGCUGUGCUUGGACUGAUGCUGGUGUUGUGGCUCCUCUACCGAGGGACACUGAAACCCAGGGGAUUCCCACCAGGACCCCCCCGGACUCCUCUCGUGGGUUUUUUGCCAAAUUUAGAAAAUCAUCUUAUUCACAAGCAGAUGUGGCGAAUCUCACGUAAUUACGGGGCAGUCAUAGGAAUUUUCUUUGCCCACAAACCUGUCGUGGUCGUCAAUGGAUGGGAAGCAAUUAAAGAGUCGCUGCAGAACGACGAUCUCAAUGGGCGUCCCGAGAUCUCCCUUCGGAAGAUAAUGCAAGGGGGAGUUCUUCGCGGCGUGAUGUUCGUGGAAGGUGAAUUCUGGAAAGAACAGCGUCGCUUUUCCCUGCAUCACUUCCGGAACCUGGGGUUCGGGAAGCGCUCGCACGAGAGCGUGAUCCACGAGGAGGCCAAGGAGCUCAUCGACGAGAUCCUGGACGCCGACGGCAGCGUCAAACUACAGAGUGUCGUGGGCAUUUCUUCCAUCAACAUCCUGUGGGCGGUAAUGGGCGGCGACAGAUUCCCGAGGAAGGACCCGCAACUCAUGCAUCUCGUGGACAGCCUCAACAAACUCUUCAGAGCAGGAGAUCCAAGCGGUGGCCUCGUUGGUGCAUUCCCCUUUUUGCGUCAUUUUGUUUCUCGGGCAAAUAGAGCUGUGAUUGUAAUGCACGGUUUUGCUCUCGUAGAAGAAUUUAUUAAGAAAGCAGUAGAACAACACAAGGAAAGCCUCGACCCUAACAACCCUAGAGAUUUUAUAGAUAUCUACCUCAAUGAGAUUAACAACGAACUCAACAACAGCAAAAUGUGCUCCACUUUCUCUGAGAAACAGCUGAUUGCAGUUUGUACUGACGUGUUCAGCGCUGGAGCUGAGACAGGAUCCGCCACUGUGGCAUUUGCUGUUAUGCUCAUGUGCCUCUUCCCGGAAGUCAUGAAGAAAGUGCAAGAGGAGAUUGACUCCGUUAUUGGGCGAAAUCGUUUUCCCAGCAUGGCGGACCGAACACACCUGCCCUACUUAGAGGCAACUCUAAAUGAAGUACUACGUUUUCGAGGGGCGGCCACCUUAACCGUCCCUCAUAGUGCUAUGCGAGAUACAGUAUUGCGGGGGUACCGAAUCCCAGCCAAAACGAUGGUGAUGAACAAUCUGUACAGUGUUCACAUGGACCCGGAAUACUGGGGCGACCCUGAAAACUUCCGUCCCGAGCGCUUCAUCAACGCUGAUGGAACCUUCCGCAAGGACGAGCGAAUGAUUCCCUUCGGCAAAGGUCGACGGCUGUGUCUCGGGGAGCCUCUCGCUCGCAUGACGUCGUUUCUGCUGUUCGCGGCGCUCGUGCAGCAGCUAGACUUCGAGCUCGACCCCGCCGUCCCCGUCACCAACACGGAGGGCGUCGCAGGAUUCACGCUCGGACCGCCGGAGUUCAGAGUCUUUGCCAAACGCAGAUAUUAAGAGAGAUAUGCAUACAAUUUUACAUAUAUUUGACAUAGUGCAAUACCUUGUGACUUCUAUAAUUGUACAUGGUAAA